This is a messenger RNA of Colletotrichum graminicola M1.001, 249 nucleotides long. RefSeq lists its product as uncharacterized. The transcript is spliced from 2 exons. NCBI's taxonomy places the organism in Eukaryota, Fungi, Ascomycota, Sordariomycetes, Glomerellales, Glomerellaceae. The record is from RefSeq and is a predicted model, not a curated record. The coding region runs from base 1 to 249 and encodes 82 amino acids.
AUGCCUCUCGUCGUUCCCGGUAUCAACAACGAGUCCUCCGGUGACAAGACCGAGGAAUGGACCAACAAGUUGGUCGGAAAGAAAUUGCACGAGGAGGAGUCCAACGAGACGACAUUCUGCAAGAGAGACCUCCCCGAGAAGACGCGUGUCAUCGAGCCCGGCAUGAUGGUCACCAAGGACUUCGUACCGAACAGGCUGAACGUGCACGUCAAGGAGGACGGCACCGUCUCUCACGUCAAUCACGGCUGA